UACCACASUCGGUGCUUCUGGCGUUUUGCUUUGGGUUUCGGUCCAGACUGUGCUAUAUGCAAUACCUUCAAGCCAUCAAAACMCAUCGAGUUCGAGAUCAAUAGAAACARCAAACGCGAGUAUUCGAUAUUCGCGCACACCACACCGCAUAGAAGAUGGCAUCGCUCAACCGGGAGCGGCGAGAAGAUCCUUCUGGUGAGUCCGCACCUCUUCUGCAGCAACCGUCGCAACAGACAAGCCAUGCGGGUCUACCGCCAGUAGGUUACCCGGAGCAUUCCGGUAUGCMUCCACCUCCACCGCCGUACGAUUCAAACGCAAACGGAGGAAAUACGAUGGCCCCGAACGGAUCGAGUUAUUUCGUGCCUCCUCCCGGACACUACUUACCCACACAACAACAAMAGCAGCAGAGUCCGAUCAUCAUUCACUCCCCCAAUCAACCUUCUCAGCAGAUGGUUGGCCCGGGAGGUAUGGCGCCAUAUUACUAUCCAUUUCCACCCCAACAAAGUGGUGGUGGUCCUCCACAACAGCAACAUCCACAAUAUCAGUAUCCGCCCCAUCUCCUGUAUCCUGUUCAGCAACAACAGCGACAAAAUCAGCUGCUGCGAGCCGGAACCCCUAGUAGCUCCGCGCCAAAUCAUACGACCACUGAGUCUGGAGGUUUGCCACCCCUGAACGAUAUUUUCAAUAAAGAGGCAUCACCGACGGGAUACGGAAGCCUGAGCACGUCGCCAAAGAUUUACGAUGUUCCGAUCCACCGCCUCCCCCCCUCUGGAAGAGCACAGCAACCGACUAGCGGUCGAACGAACAACAAUGCAAACGAGUCGUCGCCGUCGUCGGUGCCGAAAGGAAGAAACCACCGCCGGGUCCAUUCCGACAAUCCGCUGCUUCGGAAAAACCGGAUGCAUCGCCGGGUGAACAGCGGUGAAUUCUUGGCAAAUGGACAUAAUCGAUCGCGUACGCUYAGCGGAGGAAACCCACUCGGAAGAUCCCGCAGUCACCGCCGUAGCGGCUCUUCUAGCAGUUACCACAGUAUGGGCGGAGGAAGYUACGGAGGUGCAUCGAUGGCCGAUUCUAGCAUGGUGUCGAUGCGCUCRAACAUUGCCAAGUCGAGCAUGUUCGGUGGCAUCGACCAGGAGGGAAGGCCUCUUCUGUACUUUCCCUACGAAGCUAUUCGAAUGGUUGCGAUUCCCAACAAAGAAACAAAGGAAAGGGCAACYAGGUCCAAGUAUUCCAGUUUGGAUUCUUCCAGUGACGAAGAUACCGCGGAGGAGGAAAAUUAUCCACCUCUUACGAUAGGCCAUUUGUAUGCCGACAAUCCGGUAAAUAUGACCGAAUACUACGAAGAAUAUCAUCGUGUUAGCGAUGAUUUGGAACAGGGCGUUACUCCACAAUGGGAAUCACUAGACGCCCACCCUCUCAAGAGCAAAAAGGCGGAAGGUAAAGGAUUCGAUCCCAAUAGCCCUGAACCACCACUAUUACCACCCACUAACUAUGUCUUGGCGGUCUCGGACGACAUAUACCGACGCAUGUUCUCUGAAGUAUCGAGUGCGCAGACCAUGCCUUGCGGCUUGUUCUUUUGUGGACACCACGAAGACGUUGACUACCCGAGCGUGUGGAUACCAGGAACUCUAGUGAUUAUUCUGUUUGGAACACUAUUAUUCCUGUCUUAUUACACAGGAGGUUAGAUAUGAUUUGGCGAGCAAGAGACCGAGAGAUCGAAAAACCAAUACCAAAAAAUUAUAACCGAGACG
Messenger RNA from Pseudo-nitzschia multistriata, 1751 nucleotides. The record is from the annotation of a GenBank genome assembly. Lineage: Eukaryota; Bacillariophyta; Bacillariophyceae; Bacillariales; Bacillariaceae.